CAGUCGGAUUGUCGGAUGCCAUGAAGAUACUUUGAUAUCAGUCGCAUCGUGAUGCCGGUUGUCAAUGCCACCGUAAAACCUGACAGCGACGAUCGAUUUCGAUACAUUCUUAAGACUUUAAAGCUUGGUCAUCAACACGUCUGGACCUUUUCGCCAUCGUUUUCUCUUUCCCCGUCUCACACUCUCAAAAUUGUUUCACGAAAGCUUUUUUGUGCAAAGCGUGUGUCGAAUGAUAUUGGAGAGACAAUAGAUGGUGCGGUGCGGAAAUAAUUACACCGUGAAAGCGCGAGAUGCCUGAAUACGGAAUGAUAAUCAUAUUCGCCAAGGGAGGAGAAAUUGCUUUCUUGUCUCGAGGAUGUUAUCUCAUAUGAAAGACUAGCGCUGACAUGAAAUACACUUUCCCGUCUUUAUGCUUCUGGAUGUAAACUUGUCUGAUACUCAUUUGAUAUGCGUAAAGAUAGUGAGGACGUGUUUGCCAACUGCUCAAUACAAUAUUUUCAAUAUUCUAUGAGAGUUCGCAAGGACAAUACUGAAGCUUUAUAAGACAAUAAUCAACCAAGAUAAUAGAUGUUUUCUCUUGGUACGACUGAAAAUGGAGAUAACAUUCGAUUCCUCAUUUUGUUUCUCAGGCAAAUCACAUCCUACAUGGAAUGAUACAGUAUGUGUGUAUUUUUGCUGCUGAAACAGACAACGUUUAGUCCUCGCUGUUUUUGUUCUUGUCUUGCACACCCAGGAUAUUGGCAUAAAGGAUAUACAACUUAUAGGGAGUAAUUUCUAUGGAGCAAGAAUUAAUGACAUUUUCAAUCAAGUCUGAGAAUUCAAUUCUUUAGAGCAGAUAUAACGCUAUUACUGAACAUAAAAAACAUCAUGUCGAGUCAUGGUGAUGGUGGUUCGCCGACCAUGUCCUCCAUCUUACGUCGCAUACCAUCAGUUCGCGAGAGAGCUCGUCGAGGGAGUCUUGGUCAGAUUUCGGGUGGAGCUGCCAUUCAUGAUGCCGUAGCCAAGGGCAAGAUCCAUCUUGCCAAGUUCAUUCUCGAUGCCGUCGAGGGUCAGGCGGUGGUCAACUCUCGGGACUCGCAUGGAAAAACCCCUCUGAUCAGAGCUAUGAAAAUCGACGACGGUCAGACUCGAUUAAAGGUCGUCCAGCUUUUGCUUCAGCAUGGAGCCAAUGUAAAUCACCGGGAUAAUAUGGGUCGGACUGCACUCAGCUAUGCAGCCGAAUUUCAGUAUAAGGAUGUUAUCAAGAUUCUGGUAAAGAACAACGUGGAUCCGAACAUAGUAGACAACAAUGGCAAUACUCCUUUGAUUUACUGCAGCAUGGUCGGGAAUGCGACGGGGAUACUGAUUCUGACAAGAUCGUUUCGAAGAUUAGGCUUAGACGUGGACAAACUGAAUGGAGAAGGGAUGAGUGCAUUAAUGUUGGCCGCGAAAAUUGGUGAUAUGGAAUGUGUGAAGCUUCUCACCCACGAGGGUAAGGCCUCCUUAGAUCAAAGGGACCAGUUUAAGAACAUGACUGCCGCAGAAUGGGCUCGCGAGGGAGGAUGUUCCACGCCGGAAAUGGAGGCAUUUUUGCCGAAAAUUCGUCGCCAGUCGAAACCAACAGAUACUAGCUCAACGAAACAGGACGACGAUCCCCGGGCGAACUUGAAAAAGAACGAAAGUAUAGAAUCAAGCUGUUCAAGUAAUGAUGGGUACAGCCCUCGUGCUAAUGAUAGCAAGGAAAGCUCAAGCGAAGAACUAUCCCCAAGACAAACUUACCUGAAGGGAACAAUAGCCGUACCUACACCACCCUCAUACCGGAAGAACCCUCAGCUGCAUAUGGAUGCGUUGUCGCGACGUUUUCAUGCCCUACAUCCGGUCAAAAACAUCCAUGAUAUCCCAGGUGUAAGAAAACAAAUUAUCGAAAUGAAACGAGCAAGUUUACCAGAAGUUACAAACCCGGACUCACUAGGCUAUCAUUGUGAAGAAGAAACCGACAACCUCAACCAGGAUUCAGACAACCGGUCAGGGUUCAACACUAUCUUCAUAAAACGGACAAAACCUUCUGUACCACGCCGCCCAUUAUCUGCCAUUAACCGCAACUCGAAUCAAAGACAGUCGAAGAGCUUCGAUGGCUGUACGUAUGAAAGAAGCUCUAAUUCCGACGAGGACAUAAGCGUACAGAAGAAGAAGAUGGGACAAUCCUUGUCAAAUCUGUACCUUGAAAAUCCCCACUCCAAGAACUUGCUCAACUUGUCCUUCUUGAGUCGGAGCACCGAAGCGCUUUCCCCAAUGUGCUCUUCGCCCGACACUGCUUCUAUGCGGCAAAGCGUGAACAGUACCACCCAUAUUAAUGUGGACAUUGACAAUUACAAGUCACCCCAAAUAAAAAACAUGUUGAGGGUUGAUUUACAUGGACAAGGUGAUCAGACACCGCGCCUUCCUCCUCUUUCCCCAAAGCGUGUUGUGACUGGACAAUAGAUUAGAGCUGUCACUUUUGCCAUAAAAUAAUUAUCAUUAUCAUAUCUAUAAAUGUCAUGAUGGAUUUAGUUUUUCAAUGUUUUUUUUUUAUUAUUGUUAUUUUAUUUACUGUAUUAUAUCAUCAAACAAAAGUCAAUUAGAAAUCUCAGGCUGAUAAGUGUAUUGUUAGUCAGGUGAAGCAGAACCAGGAUUGGCGGGAGGGGGUAGCCCCCACACCUUUUUUCAUUAAAAGUGUACGAAAAUGUAAAAAUGAAUAUCACAUUCUGAUUUUAUAUCUGUUCAGCCCCCCAUUUUGGAAAUCGUUGGUCGGCCCCGGGUUCUAAUAUUUAUGAACUGUUUUGCCUGCAAAGUCUUCCUCGUAUCUUACUUUAUAACGUUAGAUUGCUUGGGAUUCGAAUUCCCCUAUACUCAUCUUAUGGGUGAAUGGAUAUUUUAGUGCAAUAUUUUAGAUAUAUCUUACCAACUUAUCGUAUUGACAGAAAUAGUGAUAUAAUGAUUUGCAGGCCAAAUCCUCUUUAUUUUGUACUUUUAUAAUGAAAUUGGGUGUUUAGGUAAUUAAUUUUGUAUUUGGUGAAGUGGAUGUUGAAAGUGGUGACAAGUAGUCUAUUUUUCUUCCCAGCUGAAUGCAAGUUAAGGUGCUUGGAUCUAGAUUCACGAUGCUUUGAUUAUAAAUUAUAUAUAGUUCAAUAUCUUUUAAAUAAACUCAUGUAAAUUAAAUGUACAUCAGUACAUUGAUAAUUCUAACUUUUUCUAUUUAUACAAUGCAUAAAGGAUGAAAAAAUGUGUUUUCUCUCUGUUUGGUUAAAUACUUCAGCAUUCUAUAUUUAUUUCAUAAUGAGGUAAAUCCUUUUCCAUGCCUAACAUUUAUUGAACAUAAAUACGUAUACACACGUAUGAUUUUAGUGAAUCCAAAAGAUUUUUGAGACAGUGAAGAGAUUGAAAAAAGGUGAUUAUUUGUUUUAUAUUUCAAACACGGAAUUGUUGAACUGUGUCAGUAACUCAAGAAGUAUACUUUUUUGCAAAAUCCAACCGAGGCCCGAACUCCCCCUAAUACCAGGCACAUAAUCACUGAGUGCAGCGCAUUGUGAUUUUUAUUGACAGCAGCAGUGUUUCAGGUCAGAAUGGUCAAACAUAAGUUUAUGGUAUUUAUUUGAAGAGUAUGAUUUUUGCCUAUGUACUGUGGAAAUGUAUCUACCGAUCAACACAUGCAUACUUUUAAUGUGUUGUUUUUGUAAGACAUAUAUUGGUUAUAUUUUGGAUAUCACUGUCGUGUAUUUUUCUUUCUACAGAACAAAAAAAGAGUUCUCUAACUUUGAUACAAGUCUUUUAAAACUCAGUUACACAAAAUCAUACAUGCACAUACACACCCUCACACACACACACCCAUACACACCCUCACUUACUUGCAUUGAUGAUUCACAUUUGUCUAUAAUGAAACGGACGUGCUUAAUCAUUGAUUUAAACAUUUUGAGAUAAUUUGGAGACAGUGGCAUCAGCAUUCCGAAUUGAGUUGGCCUACUCCCUAUCAAAUGAAUUGCUCUUUGAAUGCUUUUAUGAUAAUGCUCGAUUCAUGAGUCAAUUCCGGAAAGUAGUUUCAAUAUUUCCUUUGUUUAAUGAAUGACUGAGGAUAUAAAAUAUGAAGUGGUUUUAAGUGUACAUUUGAGCACUGGACCGGUCGUUUUGUUCAUGGGAAUAAAUGGCAACAGCCGUCAACAUGCUAGCCAUUCGGUCAGGAAGAAAAGUACCAAAAUAAUUGUGUUUGAAGUCAGGUUUAUUAAAUGGAAGACUCUUAUUCAAACUUAAUAUAUUAACACACUACACUGAUAGAAGAUUUUACAGAAGAAAAAUUUAAAAAACAGAUUUUACAAAAAGAAGUAACCAAAUCAUUCUGUAAAUUGUUAAAACAGGAAAGAUUUUAUCAAUUUUUUAUAAAAUUUUACAGAACAGGUUUGUUUUAAAAAGGGAGAAAACAGUUUUAUUACAAUAAAUCAUUAAGGUUACAUACACCAAAUAUCUAUUUUCUGUAAUUUUACACAAAUGCAUGUAAUAUUACACAGUGCAGUAAGAUUACAGGUGUUCUCGAUACUCUGCUGCAGGAAUUUGUGUUUUUUUAAGUAGAAAUUAAGCAGCAUUGUUUCACCACGGAUGAAAAUUGUUUACCAGUAUUUAAUCCCGGAGUUGAACCCGAUUGUAUUUAUCAGUAAGGUAUGCGUCCUUUGUGUGAAAUGCACUUUGUUUAUGUAGCAUUUCAAAUUUUGGCAUUCAUAUAAUUAUGUUCAUCUGAUUAUCAAUGUUGUAAUAUGACUCUGUGAGUUAUUGUAAAGCAAGAAUGACCAUAAAUGCAAACUAUUAUCCUUUUUAUGGACACAAUAAAUGGAUGAAUGUAAUACUGAA
Molecule: messenger RNA, 4854 nt
Organism: Lytechinus pictus (painted urchin)
Lineage: Eukaryota; Metazoa; Echinodermata; Echinoidea; Temnopleuroida; Toxopneustidae
Product: ankyrin repeat domain-containing protein 17-like
Exons: 1
Coding region: 868-2460 (530 amino acids)
Molecular function (GO): protein binding
Source: RefSeq, a predicted model, not a curated record